AUGGAUGGAGAUGGUUGCUUCAGGUCUCUGUUUAUCCCCAACUGGUCUUCAGAUGUGCGUCUAGAAGGCAAGACCGCUAUAGUAACGGGGGCCAAUGUUGGAAUAGGCAAAGAGACAGCAAAAGACCUGGCUGGGAGAGGUGCACGGGUGAUUUUGGCAUGCAGAGACAUGGCGAAAGGAGAGCAAGCUGCUCGUGACAUUUUGAGGGAGGUGAAGGCAGCCAAGGUCGUCGCCAGGCAACUGGAUCUGGCAGAUACCAAAUCGAUCUGCCAGUUUGCUGAGAAUAUCUACAACACUGAGAAGGCUCUUCACUUCCUGAUCAACAAUGCAGGUGUGGCCAUGUGCUCUUAUGCCACAACGGUAGACGGAUUUGAGAUGCAGUUUGGAGUCAAUCACUUAGGCCAUUUCUUCUUAACCUUUCUGUUACUGGAUUUGCUGAAGCACUCCGCCCCAUCCAGGAUCAUCAACUUGUCCUCGGCAGCUCACAAUAUGGGCAAGAUCGAGUUUGAUGACCUGAGCGGCGAGAAAAAAUACAACCCUGUCAGCGCCUACGCACAGAGCAAGCUGGCCAACGUCCUGUUUACCAGAGAGCUGGCCAAAAGGACUGAGGCUCUAGGUGUGGUGGCUUACUCUGUGGAUCCAGGCAUGGUCAAAACUGAAAUAACAAGGCACCUGAAGCGCCCUCUUAUGGACAUAACCAAGGCUUUCAGUUCACUGUUGAAGACCCCAGCAGAGGGAGCCUACACUACCGUGUACUGCGUCGUCACUCCUGAGAACCAGCUGCUUACUGGAGGAUACUACAAGGACUGUGGCAGUGCAGAGUGUUGCCGGGCAGGGCAGGAUGAUGGCACUGCCUUAAAGUUGUGGGCUGUGAGCUGCCACAUGCUUGGCAUCCGCUGGAGAUAAAGUUGCAUUGUGUGCUUCUGUGCUCAUGCUAGUUAUACUGCUAUUACUGAGUGCUAAAAAUGUGUUAGGAAAGAAAAUGAGUAAGUAAAUAAAAGAUACCA
Centropristis striata (black sea bass) is the source of this 1007-nucleotide messenger RNA. RefSeq lists its product as uncharacterized. The transcript is spliced from 7 exons. The coding region runs from base 1 to 906 and encodes 301 amino acids. Lineage: Eukaryota; Metazoa; Chordata; Actinopteri; Perciformes; Serranidae. The record is from RefSeq and is a predicted model, not a curated record.